CGAGGGCACGGGGGAAACAGCUGGCCACUGGGACCGGACGGAACUCGACGGAACUGCGCGAAAAGAAGAAUGCUGCGUGCCGUGAGCGCGGCGCUGCGAGGAAUUGCAGCGAGGGUGACAAGUACAAAUGCAACAAAUUGCAUUACUUCAAGAUGCGAUCCUCUUUUGAAUUCUAUACAGCAAAGAGAGUUUGGGGCCCUAUCAAUUGCUGUUCAGAAAUGGGCAGCUGUUGGACCUACGCAACAUAAGACACUAAACCAUGCAGUGACGGAAAAUCGUUUAGCUUUACCAACAGAACCUAUCAAUGUACCAGUAAGAACGGUAAUCAAGUUUUCUAUGUCAAGAGGAAAGCGGCAGACCGUGAAGACAGUUUUAAAGCGUUUCUACCGACUGAACUGGGGUAUCUGGAUUAGAACAAGAUCAGGUCGACACAAUAAGCUAUGGACAAAAUCGACAUCCAGAAAGAAAAGGCUGAGGAAACACGUGUUCUGCAAUGCCACGCAGUCGACGCUUCUGGACAAAAUGGUAUCCAAGUACUGGAAGAGACGGCACUAUUACGUUGACGAUCCAUACGAACCGUAUCACGACCGCGAAGAGUUCAUAAUAACUCGGAAAAAACCGUUACCUUAUUCAUAAUCAUUUAAUAGUUAAUUGCUAGAUUAUAAGCUUUUGAUUGAAAAGAUAUUAAAGAAUAAUGCUAUUAAAAAAA
Molecule: messenger RNA, 709 nt
Organism: Cyphomyrmex costatus
Lineage: Eukaryota; Metazoa; Arthropoda; Insecta; Hymenoptera; Formicidae
Gene: mRpL35
Product: mitochondrial ribosomal protein L35
Exons: 4
Coding region: 70-636 (188 amino acids)
Biological process (GO): translation
Cellular component (GO): mitochondrion; ribosome
Molecular function (GO): structural constituent of ribosome
Source: RefSeq, a predicted model, not a curated record